Molecule: messenger RNA, 655 nt
Organism: Juglans microcarpa x Juglans regia
Lineage: Eukaryota; Viridiplantae; Streptophyta; Magnoliopsida; Fagales; Juglandaceae
Exons: 3
Coding region: 165-434 (89 amino acids)
Source: RefSeq, a predicted model, not a curated record
CAGAUACGUAGGCAAAUAUAGACCGUUGGAUGGAAUCAACCAGUGUAGUGCACGAUUUAGAAUCGCUCCUUGUUUGACCACUUCUUGGAGCUCCGUCGAGUUGAGAAAGUGAAGCCGUCCUUCCCUCUUUUCCAAAGAUCCCGAUCACACAACAGCCACUCCAAAUGGCACUGAGGAACUUCUACAAUGAGAUCAAAGGGCUGAAGGUAAAGGAACUGCCCAACCAUGUGAAGCCAAUGCUUUCCAUCAACUAUGUGAAGACUGCAAUACAGAGAGGGCUGGACAACUACCAUGCCAAGUACAUCCAAACCAGCUCCAUUGACCCACUCUACCAUGUCUGCUUUGGUGGAAUGAUCUUUUCCUACCUGGUUGCACUCCCUGAGGAACGCCGCCACCUUGAGCACCAGCAGCAUGCCAAAGAGCAUGGCGACUGAUGAUCAGUCACUCGGUUAUUGCAGGUUCCUAAUCGCUGAUUGGGAGACAAUUAAAUGCAUACUGUUUAUUUGGUUUUGGUAUGUGGAAAUUGUUAACAGAGAGAUUCUGUCUUCUCACUUAGCAGCAUUAAGUGAUACAAUAAAAUCCAAUCCACAUUAACGUUGUCUAUCUUACAUCAAUUACUUCAGUUUGAUUGUUGAAAUGAAUGUCUAUUUGCUUU